Zea mays is the source of this 1819-nucleotide messenger RNA. RefSeq lists its product as uncharacterized. The transcript is spliced from 3 exons. The record is from RefSeq and is a predicted model, not a curated record. Gene Ontology annotation, molecular function: protein dimerization activity. The coding region runs from base 28 to 1725 and encodes 565 amino acids. NCBI's taxonomy places the organism in Eukaryota, Viridiplantae, Streptophyta, Magnoliopsida, Poales, Poaceae.
CAAGAGGCUGUGAAGUCAACAAAUACAAUGAGGGAGGAACAUGAGCGUGCAUGGAAACACUAUGGUUGCACACUCAUGUCUGAUGGAUGGUCUGAUAGGAGGGGACGCCAUCUCAUUAACUUCUUAGUGAACAGCCCAGAGGGCACUUACUUUUUAGAGUCCGUUGAUGCAUCAAGUGAAGUACAUGAUGCAUACAUGCUUGCUGAUUUGCUUGAGAAAAAAGUUGAUGAGAUUGGGAGAGACAAGGUUGUACAAGUUGUUACUGACAAUGGUGCCAAUUACAAAGCUGCAGGCAAGCUUCUAAUGGAGAGGAUUCCUACAUUAUUUUGGAGUCCAUGUGCUGCACAUUGCUUGGACCUAAUGUUGGAGGACAUAGGAAACUUGAAGGAAUUCAAGAAACCAAUUGCACGUGCAAGGCGUGUGACAACUUUCAUAUACCGACAUGGGAGAAUUCUUGCUGCCAUGAGAGAGAAAACUGGUGGGGCUGAUCUUGUGAGGCCUGCUGCCACUCGUUUUGCUACUUCCUUUCUCACAUUGAAGAGCUUGUACAAGCACAAGGAUGCUUUGAAGGCUUUAUUUGCAAGCACAGCUUGGACUGAUAACAGAUUGUCAAAGACAAGUGCUGGAUUGGAUGUGUAUAACAUUGUCUUCUCCACACAGUUUUGGAAUUCAGUAGAAGAUUGCCUUAGAGCUUCAGGGCCACUACUUAUUGUACUUAGGGUGGUAGAUGGAGAUGAGAGGCCAGCUAUGCCAGAGGUCCAAGCAUUGAUGAAAUGUGCAAAGGAAAAGAUCAAUCAAAGCUUUGUUGUCCAAAGAAAGAAGACUUUACUCAAGAAAAUCAUAACUAUAAUUGAACGGCGUUGGGAGAAACAAAUGGAUCACCCAUUGUAUGGGGCUGCAAUGUAUUUGAACCCAGGAAAGCUGCAUCCUCUCAUAAGAAAUGAUGAUGAUGCUACUGUUGGUCAGCUAAGAGGUUGCUUUCUUGAUGUGCUUGCAAGAAUGGUAGAUGAUGAGGAAACUAGAGACAAGAUCAAUUCUCAAGCAAUGGAUUACGAGUUUCUUAGAGGAGCAGCUUUUUCAAAUAAGAUGGCCAAAGAUAACCUACAAACUAUGACCCCACUUGAGUGGUGGCGUUCGUAUGGUGGUCGUGCUAUUGAGUUACAGAGAUUUGCUAGACGUUUGGUGAGUCUUUGUGCGUCUUCAUCAGGUUGUGAACGCAAUUGGAGUACCUUUGAAUUUAUCCAUACAAAGAAAAGAAACCGAUUGUUGCAUAAGAGGUUGAAUUCUAUUGUCUUCAUUUCCUACAACAGAAAGAUGAAAGCUAUGUUCCAAAAACUACGCCAGAAGAAGGGGAAAAACUUUGAUCCAUUGGUUCAUGAGGACUUCAACUGGGACAAUGAGUGGGUUGAUUCUUUGCAUGUAGUCCCUGAAGGUGGGCGUGGGUGUGAGUGUGACCUUACAUGGGACCUUGUGGAUAAUGCCAUUGGAGCAUCACAAGCAUUUCGUGGCCGAAACUUACCAAGAAGGGCCCAUAAUGUGUAUUCAAGAAGAAAUUCUGUUGCUGCACAAAAUAUGUCAGAGGCUGAAGAGGAAGAUGAAGAUGAAAAAGAUGUUCCACAUGAUGAUGCAGAAAUCACAGAUUGUGAAGAUGAAUCUAAUGGUGGCAAUGAUGGUGAAGAAGGGGAGGCACCCAAUAUCCCAGGAGAGUUUGAUGAUGAUUUUUGAGCGACGGGAGAGUAGCUAUUGCUAGAUUGCAUUAGCAUAUUUGCUGCAUUACUAACUGCAGCUAGUUACUAUUAAUUUUGCCAUUACAAACUAU